Molecule: messenger RNA, 1029 nt
Organism: Letharia lupina
Lineage: Eukaryota; Fungi; Ascomycota; Lecanoromycetes; Lecanorales; Parmeliaceae
Exons: 2
Coding region: 1-1029 (342 amino acids)
Cellular component (GO): mitochondrion
Molecular function (GO): GTPase activity; GTP binding
Source: RefSeq, a predicted model, not a curated record
AUGGCCUCCUUCGUGCCGCGAAGUGUCUUCCCCACCCUCGACUCCCUCCCUCGCUCUUACUUUCUAGGCCAUCACCGCGCAGGUCUAAAUAAGAUGAAGACGAUGCUCACGUACAUAGACCUGGUCAUUGAAUGCCGAGACUAUCGAGUACCGCUCACAUCUCGCAACCCGCUCUUCGAGGAAAAUCUAGCUGGAAGGGAAAGAUUGAUUGUCUACACAAAGAAGGAUCUGGGCAGUGAAGGCAGGCAGCAGGACAAAAGUAGAGAACGGCUGAUUCAAGAAUGGCAACAGCCCAGCUCAGUACUUUUCUCUGACCACAAGGAUAAAAGCUCUAUCCGAAAAGUUCUCAACUUCGCUCGCGACCACGCUGCAGCCAAAGAUUCCCUGAUGGGCUCCAGGAUGAUGGUUGUCGGAAUGCCCAAUGUGGGCAAAUCAUCUCUUCUGAAUGCUCUACGGCAGGUCGGUGUCCACAAGGGGAAGGCGGCACACACUGGCGCUCAACCUGGAGUGACUCGAAAGAUUGGAACGACGGUAAAGAUUAUCGAGGGCGAUGAGAACAAUGAGGGCGUCUACUUGAUGGAUACGCCUGGUGUCUUUGUCCCGUACGUGCCGAAUGCAGAGUCCAUGCUCAAACUUGCCCUGUGUGGAAGCGUCAAGGACACCAUCAUUCCUCCGACGACUUUAGCAGACUACCUACUCUAUCAGAUGAACAUCUAUGAUCCACAGAUCUAUGCAGACUAUUCGUCGCCUACAAAUGAUAUCAUAGACUUUUUGAGCGCUGUGGCACAAAAGACUGGAAGGCUACAAAAAGGAGGCACGCCGGAUGUUGAUGCUUCAGCACUAUGGAUGAUUCAAAGAUGGAGAAAGGGCCUGCUUGGAAGGUUCAUGCUGGACUAUGUCACAGAAAGCAGUCUCGAAAAAGAACGUAGAGACUCUGAAGGUCUGGGCAACAGCUUGAACCAUGCUCGCAGAGCGGACAAAGACAUGAGAAGACAGAGGUCAAACCAAAAGUAUCUGAACGCUAGCUAA